GGGACUCUGGAGGAGGGCUGCUGAGUGUUUGAGCUCCGGAAGCGGCGCUGGAGCUCCUCUCGUCUCAGCGGUGUUUUAUUUAGAGGGUCGUAGACUAACUCCGCUCCGCUUUAAAACCUUCUUCACUGAAGGGAUUUGUGAGAGAAGGCAGCGAAACCGUCUCACCGAGUGCAACAUCCGGGGAACAAUAAAAAGGGGGGAUGGUAGUUUUAUACGAAGGCCAGUCUUUUGCUGCUCUGAGGAGGCGGUGCAGACAGAAUGGAAGCCUGUUUGAAGACCCCCUGUUCCCGGCAUCUGACCAGUCUCUGUUCUACCAGAGAAAUCACAUUGGCCACGUCACCUGGAAAAGGCCCAAGGAUUUAAGCAGCGACCCUCACCUGUUUGUGGAUGGGAUCAGUGCUCAUGACUUGCAUCAAGGUCAGCUGGGAAACUGCUGGUUCGUUGCUGCUUGUUCCAGUCUGGCUUCCAGAGAAGCACUCUGGCAAAAGGUAAUUCCAGACUGGAAGGACCAGGAGUGGAACAAAGAAAAACCAGAAACGUAUGCUGGCAUCUUUCACUUCCAGUUCUGGCGGUUCGGUCAGUGGGUAGAUGUAGUGAUUGAUGACCGGCUUCCGACGGUGAACGGAGAACUUGUUUACUGCCACUCCAAUGACAGGAAUGAGUUCUGGAGCGCGCUGGUGGAGAAAGCCUACGCAAAGAUGUGUGGGUGCUACGAAGGUCUGGACGGGGGCAACACAGCCGACGCUCUGGUGGAUUUUACUGGGGGCAUUUCUGAGCCGGUAGACUUGAUAGAGAACGGGUACAAAAACGAAGAGGAGAAACUGCACGACUUGUUUGAAAGAGUCCUGAAGGUGCACAGCAGAGGGGGCCUCAUCAGCUGCUCGAUCAAGGCAAUGACUGCACAGGACAUGGAGGCCAAACUAGCCUGUGGCCUGGUGAAGGGCCACGCGUAUGCAGUGACUGAUGUCCGCAAAGUAAGGCUUGGGCACGGUCUGCUGGCCUUCUUCAAGUCCGAUAAACUCAGCAUGAUCCGCAUGAGAAACCCCUGGGGUCAAAAAGAGUGGAACGGGCCCUGGAGCGACAGCUCUGAAGAGUGGAAGAAGGUCAGUAAGAGUGAGAGGGAGCGGAUGGGCGUCACUGUGCAGGAUGAUGGAGAGUUCUGGAUGACGUUUGAUGACUUCAUUGCUAACUUCACAGACCUCAUCCUCUGUAGUCUCAUCAACACAUCCUAUCUGAGUUUACAUAAGACCUGGGAGGAGGCUGUGAUGCGGAGUUCCUGGAGCCGCCACGAUGACCCACUUCGCAAUCGUGCUGGGGGCUGCAGCAAUAACAAGCAUUCCUUUCUUCAGAACCCACAGUACGUGUUUGAUGUGAAGAAGCCAAGCGACGAGGUACUGGUCUGUCUGCAGCAAAAAGACCGCAGAGCCACUCUGAGAGAAGGACGAGGAGAAAACCUGGCAAUUGGCUUCGACAUACAGAAGGUGGAGCUAAACAGGACCUACCGUAUGCAUGCAGUCCAGCAGAAGGUUGGAGGAAGCAUCUUCAUCAACUCCAGGUCUGUGUUUCUGCGCAUCGAACUGACCCAGGGCCGUUACGUCAUCAUUCCCACAACAUUUAAUGCCGGCCUGGAAGGAGAGUUUCUGCUCCGCGUCUUUGCCGACGUUCCCACUGACUGCAAGGAGCUGACGCUUGACGAGCCACCUCGCACCUGCUGGUCUGGGAUGUGUGGUUAUCCCUCACUUGUCACACAGGUCCAUGUGGUGCAGGCUGACGGACUCGCAGGACAAGACUCAGACGGAGUCUCAGAUCCUUAUGUUAUCAUUCGUUGUGAAGGAGACAAGGUCCAAUCUGCAGUCUGUCAAAACACACGCGCUCCCAACUUCGACACUAAAGGACUCUUCUACAGGAAGAAAGCCAACCGACCAAUCAGCAUUGAGAUAUACAACCACAACAUUCUUAAGGACGGCUUCCUGGGUCAGGUGACGGUGCCGGCUGAGCAGGGAAGAAUCCAGAAGACGCUUCACCUAAAGGAUAAAGGCGGCGAGAACGAUAACGACCUCCCUGGUACCAUCACUCUGGUCAUAGAAACCAGCUCGGUGCUGACCAGCAUCUGAGACUAAUGCUUUUUUAAAAUAAUAUAUUCAGUAUAGUAACAUAGUGUUUGCGAAUCAAAACAUAUAAACAAAUCCUCUGGGUUUAUCACCACAUACUUAAAAACACGUUAAUGAUUUCUUAUGACUAUUGUUUACUUUCCUUAAAGUUGACUAACAGUAUAAAGUUUGAACGUUUUCAGGUAAUCUCUGUAGUUCCUGUUGAAGAUUAAAUGUCGGAGCUCCAUCUUACCGGGUAUCAAAACGAUGCCAUCAACUUUGAUUUCUUACCAGAUAUAUUGUUUUUCUGUCUGUGGCACUUUAAAUUGUGAAUGUUUAGCCAACUUUUAUCUCCAUUCUGUCCAUUCUAGUUUAAACUGUAGAGUAUUAAUAAAAACAACACAUAUUAAUACAUGAUUGUAUUAACUGAUAUCCUCAUCUGCUUUCUCAUCUGCCCGGUCAUUCGUGUGGCAUCAGUGAAAAGCAUACAGUCCUGCAGAGGAUGGCAGAGUUUAGUGUAACAAACACUUUUAACUAGAAAGGUCAGAGGUCAGGCUGACUUUCUUGGUUGUUGAUCAGCAGAGAGAAAUGCCUCGGCGAGGUAAAAGAUUCACCUCCUUCUGGUAUGUCUUUAUUUUUCCUGUGAAAGCAGAUUUCAUGGCAGAAUGGGCAGAAUUACCCAACAUGCUUGGUGUUAAAGUUUUUUUAAUUUGUUUUUAUUUUAACUGGUUUUAACAUUCCAGAAACUGAAACACUGAACCCUGCUUUGGUUCGGAUGAUUCAAGUUUCCCAGUCAACACCUGAAUCCAGUUGUGUCUCAGAUAUGCUGAAUGUUUGCGAUAUCUCUCUAAACUGAUGCUGCAUGACAGAGCUUCAACCACAUGUGAUAUAAUCCACUAAAAUCACAGCCUCACCUCUGCCUGUAGGUGGCACUGUGUGCUUUUUGUUCCAAAUAUCUCAUGUUUCUGGUCUGAUCUUUCUGUGACUUUCAUAUAAACUACAUUGCCUUCCGGCGUGAUGCUGCGUAUUAACAGUGCCAAGUUUUACAACCAGAGUGAAUUCACAGAGAUAAGUCUCACCUCACAUAUGUGCUUUUACUUGUUUCCUGCUAAAACCUGUUUACAUGUCAUUGCUGCCAAACACACUAGCCUGCGUGUUCAUUUCUGUGUUGGGAAUAAAUGACAAACCCAACUGUUUUUCUGCUGGGAACCAGUUUACUGAGCCCGAGUUUAAAAAUGGGUUUAACUCCACUGUCGGCAAAAUUUUCUCUUGCCAAAUCAAAGCGGACCAAUAACAAAUCGUUUUAAUGUUUGGUUAGUGAUCUGAGCAUGAAUUGUUUUAAUCUGUUCUGCUUCAUUUUUAUUGAUUUGUGAUGUAAUGUUAUAAUAUAAAGCCCUACAGAGCUGUAUGUCUAUUUGUAUAUGUAAGAUAAAUUUAUUAAACUUUUCCAGCAUAAGA
Messenger RNA from Girardinichthys multiradiatus, 3548 nucleotides. It is a transcript of the gene capn5a, whose product is annotated as calpain 5a. Lineage: Eukaryota; Metazoa; Chordata; Actinopteri; Cyprinodontiformes; Goodeidae. The record is from RefSeq and is a predicted model, not a curated record. Bases 201 to 2114 code for a protein of 637 amino acids. Gene Ontology annotation, biological process: proteolysis. The transcript has 13 exons. Gene Ontology annotation, cellular component: cytoplasm. Gene Ontology annotation, molecular function: calcium-dependent cysteine-type endopeptidase activity.